This is a messenger RNA of Leptidea sinapis, 3629 nucleotides long. RefSeq lists its product as uncharacterized. Bases 380 to 2761 code for a protein of 793 amino acids. The transcript is spliced from 11 exons. Gene Ontology annotation, cellular component: plasma membrane. NCBI's taxonomy places the organism in Eukaryota, Metazoa, Arthropoda, Insecta, Lepidoptera, Pieridae. Gene Ontology annotation, molecular function: copper ion binding; oxidoreductase activity. Gene Ontology annotation, biological process: iron ion transport. The record is from RefSeq and is a predicted model, not a curated record.
CAGGGAUCGCGUGGGCACCUCUCGAGUAACAAACGCCCAUUAAAGUAUAAUCAUUCAAUAGAAAUAUAUCCGUAAGACGCAAUGACUAAAUAGAAGUGCUCUAUUCUUUGUUUGUGACCCGAUCUGUGAACGUUUCAAAUUCGAAUGAACUACGCAAAUGGUUUUAUUAACUGCCAGUGAGUUAGACUAAAAAUUUUUUAUGUAGUGUUGACUUUUUUCGCAUUAUCACAGUGGAUCCAUUUGUAAAAAGGAAAAUGAAAAUUUUCAAAAAGAAGCUCCGCUUUUCGAUAGUCCGAAGCUGCGUUUAAAUUCGUUGAUAGCGAAACGAGAGUAUUAAAGAAAUAUAUCACAUAUCAGCUGCGAAAUUCUGAGAUAGUUCAUGUAUCAAACAAUGGCGAGAUUUAUAUUGCUGUUUAGUUUUGCUGUUUUUAUAUAUGCAAAAGGAGUUGUAACAGAAGCUACCACAGAUACUACAGAAAUAAUAGUGGAUGGAGUCACAACAGAGACAGAAUAUGGAAUAAAUAAUGGAAACUACGCAACAGAAGACAUUAAAGUGAUUGACGAAGGAACUCCAAAGCCGCCAGAAAGCGCAUCAAAAGUCUUGCUACCAAUAGUAUCUAGCGAUUCUUAUAAUGACAUAAUAUAUCAAGUCAAACGAAAAAAUAAUACCGCACAGCGUAAAGUGAAACCAAAUAUCAAUCUUGAGAACAUAAGAAAAAUAAUAAAGAAAAAUGAAAUGAGAUCUCAUGUGAAGUAUGAUGAAGUGACGGGUGAAUUGAUUGGCGGUGAACAUCCUUGUAAAAGGGAAUGUUAUGAAGGUGAAGAACCAAUGAUAUGUUAUUACCAUUUUAAUCUGGAAUGGUAUCAGACUAUGAGUAAAGCGUGUUUCGAUUGUCCAUAUAAUUUGACGGAUUGUGAUAGAAUUGACUGUAUACCUGCUGAUGGUAUGAACAGAGCGUUAACUGUUAUUAAUAGAAAGAUGCCUGGCCCUGCAAUUGAGGUUUGCCAGAACGAUCGGAUAAUCGUGGAUGUUGAGAAUGAUCUGAUGACGGAAGGGACAACAGUACAUUGGCACGGGCAGCACCAACGAGGGACGCCGUAUAUGGAUGGCACACCCUACAUUACCCAGUGUCCCAUAGUACCUGAAACAACUUUCAGGUACCAGUUCAACGCAACACAAGCGGGAACUCACUUUUGGCACUCCCACUCUGGGAUGCAGCGGGCUGAUGGAGCAGCAGGAGCUCUCAUCAUCAGGAAACCGAAGUCCCAGGAGCCUCAUCGUGACCUCUAUGAUCAUGACAGGUCCGAGCACGUGAUGAUUGUAACGGAUUGGAUCCACGAGCUGUCUGUAGGAAUGUUCACCGAUCAUCACCAUUCGACCGGUGACAAUAAACCACCCACUUUGCUUAUCAACGGUGUGGGAAGGUUCAAGGUUUUCGACAAUGCUACUAUGACUGCCAAACCGAAGUAUAUGAGAGCAGCUAGAUUUAAUGUUGAACAAGGCUACAGGUAUCGGUUUCGUGUGAUUAACGCCGAGUUCCUCAACUGUCCUAUAGAAAUGUCCGUGGACGGUCAUAACAUCACUGUGAUUGCUUCUGACGGAUAUGAUCUUGAACCAAUUACAGCAACAUCCCUCGUGACGUACGCAGGCGAGCGCUAUGACUUCAUUGUGGAAACAAAUAAUGAGAUUGACAAUUACUGGAUCCGGUUCCGGGGACUGAUGGACUGCGAUGAGAGGUUCACAAAAGCAAAGCAAGUUGGUGUGCUUCAUUAUGAAGGAGCAAUGGAUUUAGAGCCACCAGGAGAUCUCACGUGGGAAGAGUCACAUAAUGAAGGACUUCAAUUAAACGCAUUGAACAAAGGCGAGGAAGAAGAUGAAACUAUCAGCGUGGCUGAAAUGAAAUCACUUGAAGGCUACGAUGACAGUCUAAAAGAAGUUGCCGACUAUCAGUUCUACGUGGCUUAUGAUUUCUACGCAAAGAAUAAUACACACUUUCAUAAAUCACCAUAUUAUGGAUAUUAUCAAGUUCCAAAUCAUGACAAUCGACUCUACACACCUCAAUUGAAUCACAUUUCGAUGAAGAUGCCGUCCAGCCCACUUAUGCUAAGUCGCCCAUCAUCAGACAAUUUCUGCAACGCUUCUAGCAUCGAAAAUUCUUGCAAAGAAGGCUUCUGUGAGUGUUCUCACGUUCUAUCAGUGAAAAAGAACGCCGUUGUUGAAGUCAUCAUCGUCGAUGAGGGUGUCACUUUUGACGCUAAUCAUCCUUUCCAUUUACACGGACAUUUCUUUAGAGUGGUCGGUAUGAGAAGAUUGGCCAGUGAAAUUACAAUUGAUGAGAUUAAAGCAUUUGACGAAGCUGGACUACUGAAACGUAAUCUUAAGAACGCGCCUCUUAAAGAUACAGUCACAGUUCCAGAUGGUGGCUAUACGGUUAUACGUUUUAAAGCUGAUAAUCCUGGAUAUUGGCUAUUCCAUUGUCAUAUAGAAUUCCAUGUAGAAGUUGGUAUGGCGCUAGUUUUCAAAGUCGGCGAGGAAAAGGAUUUUGCUCCUAUACCACGUAAUUUCCCAACAUGUGGCAGCUAUAUGCCUGAUAAUAUGUUGGAAAAUCAUACUACAGAAAAGCCCAAAGGAGAUAAUGUAAUAUCGAUAUCACAUUGGUGGCCAGUAGUUUAUGUAAAUUCAACAUCGUCAGCGACAAAAUUGGGUUCUUCUCUGAUAGUAUUAUAUGUUUGGUUACUAAGGAUUUUAUUAAGAACGUAAACUAUGAGUACUAAAUAGCUUCAAUAUAUUUAAUAUAACCCUAAUACCAAUUUGUACUUAUCUUCCCAAUUUUUUGGACUGUACUUACUUGUAUUUUGUAAAAGGCAUUUUGCACGUCAAAUGAUUUAAGUGUCAAAAUGACUGCUCAUCUGAUGGUAAAUUAUACGCCCUGUUAAGUGAUGCGCUUGUCACUUAGAGACAAAAUAUUAUAUUAAGUUUCGUUAGUACGGUAACUUCACUAGCUCGGUGCCCUUCAAAUCAAAACACAGAUAGUGGUUGAACACUACUGCUUGAGGCAUAGCUAUGGCAACAAUCCAGCUUUGCACAGGAUGCCCUGUGCAAAGAAGCGUCGCAUUGGUCUUAAGGAAUGUAAAAACAUUAAAAAAAGGUUAAGUUUUUUAGUGCCAGUAAUGUGUAACUUAUUUAAUGUUUCCGACAAAAAUUGUAGCGAGAAACGCAUGUCAAAUUGUUUACUUGUUUCCAGUAAUGUAAUGAAUGAACAAGAAACCCAGUAAUAUAAUAUAAUAUUCUCACAUUUAAGGGAGUCACAAGACAUCAUUAGACUGUUUGGGUUAUGUUAUGAAUAAAAUGAGAUUUUCAUAAACCUGAUUGGUUGACUAUUAUUAAUAAAAUAUUUGUUUUUAUUAUUCUUGCAAUUGUUAUUGAAAUGAUUGUGUCAUUGUAAAUAUUAACUUCUGUGAUCUAUUUCGAUAAACUUGCCAAAAAGUAAAUCAUUUUUAAAAUGAUUUCGUACUGCGUAUACUAGAAGUCGCUGGUGAUAUGUGAUAUUAAUUAGUUUUAUGAAACUUGUAUUAUAAGAUAAGAAUAUAGUUACUUAGGUUUUCGAAUUAAAUUAAAUUAAUUUAUA